Messenger RNA from Blastomyces dermatitidis ER-3, 3219 nucleotides. RefSeq lists its product as uncharacterized. Bases 79 to 1044 code for a protein of 321 amino acids. Lineage: Eukaryota; Fungi; Ascomycota; Eurotiomycetes; Onygenales; Ajellomycetaceae. The record is from RefSeq and is a predicted model, not a curated record. Gene Ontology annotation, cellular component: nucleus. The transcript has 3 exons. Gene Ontology annotation, biological process: mitotic DNA replication termination; site-specific DNA replication termination at RTS1 barrier.
CCGAAAUCGCGAACUCUUCCCAACGUCAACCGCCAACUAUUUCAUUGCUACUGGAGAAUCAUAACCAAGCUAGAAAUCAUGGGUAAUGAUGGCGGGAGUAUUCCGAAGCGAUGCGAACUGGUCAAGUCUGCCGCUCGCAACCCCACAGCCGCUGAGCUUAAAGAAACCCUACGCGAACACUUAGAGCAUUACUGGUCGACUUGUCCUCUCUCGCAUAAACAGCUACUUGCGCCUAUAGUAUCCGAUUCCGCUGGAAAUCUUUAUAACAAGGACGCUAUAUUAAAGUUCCUCAUGCCAGCAGAUGACGCCGAAGAUAUCAGCUCGAAAGACGACUGCGAAGAGAUAUUGAAAGGAAGAGUCAAGGGACUCCGCGAUAUUGUUGAGGUAAAGUUCGAGAUCGACGAUGAUGCAAACGGUAAAAAGCGCAAGGUCUGCCCGAUCACUCGUAAAGAGCUGGGUCCAAAUGUGAAGGCUGUAUACAUUGUUCCCUGCGGCCAUGCGUUCUCCGAAGAGGCGAUCCGAGAAAUGAAAUCCGACAACUGCUUACAGUGUAACGAGCCCUACCUUCUCGAGAACAUCAUUCCAAUUCUCCCGUCACAGGACGCUGAAAAGAAGCGGUUGAUAUCUCGUGUGCAAGAUUUAAAUAGCCGGGGUUUGACACACUCACUUAAGAAGGCCCCUGGCUCGAAAAAGAAACGGAAGAAGAACGGGAGUAGCGCUGAGUCGGGUGCCACAGCUACCGAUUUUGACACACGUCCUGGCGUUGAUGGCACAACAAAUACAGCCAAACCUCCAUCUGCACCUAAUAAUAGGCCUGAUAGCAGGACCUCCACACCAGUACCUUCGGGAAUUAAGAACGCUGCAACAGCGAGAUUAACAGCACGAGUACUAGAGGAAGAGAGGGAACGCAAUAAACGCCGAAAAAUGAUGGGCGACAACGAAACCAUACGAAGCCUCUUCACAUCCGACUCAACGAGAGAGCGCGGAAAGGACACAGAUUUCAUGACCAGAGGCUAUUCAAUACCAGCAGGGGCGAAAAGAUGAGGUUCUGAAACACGUUCAAACCUUCAACCGGUCACUCCACACUUUCCAGAAGACUACCACCUGCACCAGCAGCACCAAUCGGGUUUCUCAACUCCUGCCCGUGCUGAUGUAUUUGAGCUUGAGCCUCAGAAAACUGCAUGGGCCACACACUACAUUCCAAGCUUCGGCGCUUUGGAUGGCCCACCACGCUUAAGAAAAACAUAUCGCCCUUCGUUCAUAAAUUUGUAGCAAGAUCCACGAUUGUCCCGUCGAAGUUAAUCUGGGUCUUAGCCCGUGGGCUACAUAAAAUACAAGUGACUGGUGAUAUCAUCUAGUAGCCAUUAGCACUCUAUAUAAGUCUAGAUGUCGGCUCUUCGAGAGACAAAACAAACCUUCUUGUGACGGUUUGACGGUGACAUUAGAGAGAAACUUUAUAAAUGGUCUCUCUAGCAGUUGCAGAGGUUCGGAAAGUCGACAUCUGUAAUUUCCGGGGGCGGAGCCGAAUUUUGCGGAACCUGAGCUGUGGAAACCCUCUCAUACCAGCACUACCCGUCUUUCUGACACUGCAUUCGCAUAUGAAUUUGUACGGCUAGCAGCACCAUGCGAUUACGACCGCAAUGUGGCUUGUAAAUGGCGUGCGAACUUUUGAAAUGCUUGUCCAACAAAAUUGCGGUGGGCUUAGAGUGUCAUGAAUAAACAGUAUACGGAAAGGAAUCACAAACUCAACAACGGGCAGGCAACAGUGGGAAACUUGUGCGGAGCCGAUACUGUGGUCCAUGUUAUGUUCUUUGUAGGAUUGGACAGAUAGAAUUCAAUAUAUUGAAUAACCAUCUUUGAGUUGAAUUUUUGGACUCUUGAGUGAAGCUGUAAUUAUUCCCCUAGAAUAUAGCGAGCGUGGUAAGAAAUACUCAAAGUGCGCAAGCGCUUUCACCCAUUUCAUAGUUCAUAGACAACUUCUAAGUUUUUAAACCAGACCUACAGAUAUAUUUAUACAGAUUAGCAUGACAAAAAAAAUAACCAGAAAGGAAAAGCAGGAAGUUCCGAACGUAGAUAGAACAAAUCCAAAGCAAUAGUCUACAUGCGCCCGCCAACUGAAAAGUGGUACACAAUUCCCCGCCACUCUUCACAGCACCGCACUCCAAUCAAUCUAUGAUCAGGUUCCCCUUAAUAGCCAACGGAUUAACCAAACCCGCCAAUCUUCACCGCUCUCUUUCUCAUCACCACGUCCCUCAAGCCCUCGCCCGACCAGUAACCGGCAAACCCCUCCUCGUCAACUCCUCCUCAAUAAUCUUCCAGCGCCCAAUCUCCUUCUCCUUAUCGAUCGGCGUGUAUCUCCUAUCCAUGAUCUUGACGUUGGGCAGGCUGGUAAGACGUUUAUCCUUAAGGAGGUGCUCUGCCAGCUUCUUCGGCUUCGGCUUCGAGACUUCAGAGAGGAAGCUCAUAAGUCGUGAUGGUUUGGUGAUUUUGGCCACUUCUGGGUCUGGGAUGCGGUAGCCGGCUAAUUGGCUGGCGCGUUUGAGAUACUAUUUUUGUUUUGUUUUUGUGUCAGUUCUGCUAAUGUUGGGUGGGGAGAUGAGGAGGGGCGAAAAAGGAGGGGACGAGAAUAAAUCCCUGUGAUUGUCAUAUGUAUUAUUUACAACAGCCGGGAGAUGGACGAGCUUACAGCAAAUUUGAACUCGGGGUCUGAAAGAGGCAUGCCGAGGAACCCGAGAUUCGUAGGACGGUAGGGUCUUGGGUCAUUAGUAUCCAUUUCGUCUUGUCUGGCCUCCUCAGGCAGAGUCUCGUCCGCCUGGGUGGAUUCCGCAGCAAAGUCGACUUCUUCCGCUCCCGCUUCAGCGCUAUCUUCUACUGGUUCAUAAAGUUGUGAAAACCAUUCAUAUAUAGUUUUCUUCGCUUCCUCGCUAGGGAAAGUCAGGGAUGCAGUAGCGAAAUCGGUAGUUGGCGUCACCUCCGCCUGGUUAAUGAUAGAGAGGAUCUCAUCUUCGUAGCCCAUGAUAUUGCAGCCGUCUGUGAGAGGCUUGUUCAUGGUUUUCAAGAUGAGUAUUUCGACCAUGGUUUGGUGGAGGAUUUGGUAGAAUUUGGUGCGGGAGGUGACUUUCUCGAUGCUCAUAAAUCUGUAAGAGGCAGUUAGAAUACAACUGGGGGCAUGCUUUCCCAUUCGACCGAAGGGGAUCUUCAGAAGCAAGUGGAAAAUGC